Molecule: messenger RNA, 3295 nt
Organism: Solea senegalensis (Senegalese sole)
Lineage: Eukaryota; Metazoa; Chordata; Actinopteri; Pleuronectiformes; Soleidae
Product: RPA-related protein RADX
Biological process (GO): regulation of DNA repair
Cellular component (GO): replication fork
Molecular function (GO): single-stranded DNA binding
Source: RefSeq, a predicted model, not a curated record
AUGCACCGCUCUGUUAUUGUUUGGGUGCCGUCCAACAUGGCGGCCGCUGGCUGCGUCUUCCACAGAACCCUGACCCGGGUCAGAACCGGGACAAACAACAACCAGACGCCCUCGUCUUCUCCUGCUGUCUGCAGGGAGUCGCUGUAUGUGGUGGACGUGCUGCGGUACACCAGAGACCAGGGCUCAUCCGUCUACUUCCCGCAGGCUGUCCUCAACGGUGACGACCUGUUUGAUGUUAUAUUGACGGAUGGAGACUGUCGGCUUCAGGUCACUCUGGAUCCCGGUCUGAACCGCCUCGUGGAGCAGAAUGUCCUGCGUCCUGGAUCGACGCUACGCGACGCCACCUUUGUCCCCGCCAUGUCCGCCCAGCGCCCAGCAUUCACUGAGGCGUCGGAAGAGAUGGAAAGCUACAGACUGACGAGCGUGGAAGUCAGAGGUCAGAGUUUGCGGGACGGUGAAGAAGGAGCAAGGAGGUUGGACCAAGACUCUCUGCCCUGGUUUGGAUCGUCCAAACCUGCAGGACCUCUGGUUCCUCUCAGAGCCACUAGGGGCGUGUUUCUCCCUCUGUGGAACAACGUGGACUACAGUGGUGAUGUGUGGAGGGAAACGCCGUCCACUGACGAGGAGGAGGACGAGGUGGAGGUGGAGGAGGAGGAGGGAGCACUACGACCUGGUGUGACGGUGUCCGAACUGCGCGACGCAUUCCUGUCGGGACAUCGGAACGUUGUACGAUCAGCUGCCCAGCGACGGCUGAUCGUACGCAUCAUCAACAAGUCAUGCUUGGUGUAUUAUGGGAAACCAGACCAAUGGGGUAUCUGUCCGUAUAAGGCGGUGUUUGAGGUUUGCGACCGUACAGGAAGUGUCUGCGCAGUGCUGUGGACCAGCGUGCCUCUGCGCUGGUAUCGCUAUCUGAAGCCCGGUGAUGUCAUCAGCCUGAGAUGCUACCGAGUCAAGCGGCACUACCAGAUGGAGCUGGACGAUAUAGAGAUCAGCGUGAACAGUCGGAAUCCUACUGCACACAUAAAUGUUCUCCCAGAAUCCUCGGUUUCUCCGGAAUAUCUGCCACCUGAGCCGACCUACAACUUCCUCAACAGUGAGGACCUUGUGAACUGUCCUUGCGCCGCGCUGUGUGACGUCAUCGGUCUGCUGACGUUCUCGGGGCGGCCAGAGCGGAUGAGGGUGAAGGGCAGUCGAGGGGAGGAGCUUCUGGAGUAUCGCUGGCUGCGAUUGGAGGACGGGGCCAGCGAUCGUCCAAUCAUGGUGAAGCUGUUCUGCACGUCUCAACCUGAGACACAUAGCAGGCUCCACCCACUGUCUGUUGUCGUGUGUACGAGGCUGAAGUCGAUCAAAUCUGCAGAUGAAACCCACGGCUGCUUCUUCCUGACAAACACGACGUACACACAGGUUUACUGCACAGGACGAGGCGACCACUCGCGGAUGACUUAUCGUAAACUUGGUCCGGUGCGACUUUUCCUUCAGUGGCUCAGGAGCCAGGAUGACGGACAGGUGCUGAGCCGGGCUCUGAUUGGAGGCUCCUUUGUGUCCCCGCCCCCUCCCAUUUCCUUGGAAACGUACAUGAAAGAGCGGCGAGGUGAGCCAGGUUUCCUCCGAGGGGCGGAGCUUCAGAGGCAGUUGGAGGAGCUCAUGUACCGCGAGAGACGCACUUUCUGUAUCCAGGCAACGGUAACCAUGGUAGCGUACAGCUGCAGAGGACAGGAGGAUCGUUGUUUGUUCUGGACGGCACAAGCUUCGUCCCGCUGUCCCUCCUCGUCGUCCUCCUCCUCCUCCCCUCGUGUCUCUCACCCGUCUCCGUUCCUCCCUCCUCUUCCCUCCACCCCUCGUUCCUUCAGACCUCCUCUCUCCUCCGCCUCCUCCUCACCUUUAUCUCCGACCUCUUUGUGCUCAGCUGUCAGUCAGCUGACUCCACCUCCUCUGGACCACAGAGCAGGGAGGAGGAAGAGGAAGCAGCUGCUGCGGCCUGAGACUCCACGAAAGAGACACCCUCUGGUCACAUUACAGGAGGAAGAAAACAACCAGACAGUGAUUCUGUUUGAAGCCUCGAUGGAGUUCCUGGAAAACACCGUCAGUGAUGACAGCGAGGACGAUGACAGCAGCGUGUCCUUUGUCACCGCCCCCCUCCCUCUCGCCUUCACGCCCAUUGCCAUGGAGACGCUUCCGAUGCGUUAUGACCACGCCCACAGGGAGGAGCAGGCUGCCGCUGUAGCGAUGGGAGGGUGGGUAGAGCCUGGGAGGUUUGACUCCGCCUUUGAGGACUACUACACACUGAGACUCAGAGCUCUGUCCGACGGCGUGACGGUCGAUGCCAUCUUCCUCCCUCAUUCCUCCUCCUUUCCUCCCCUCCUUCCUCACACCAACACCUGGACCUCCAUCUUAUCACACGGAGCCUUCUCUUCACACCAACCUCCACCCUCACCAGCCGACCUCAUCAACAUGGCCGCCCAACUGACCAAUCAGAGGCUGGUGUGUGUGCUAGAGGCGUGUCAUCUGGGCGGAGGAAACGUGGAGCUGAUCCUGAGUCGAGCGUUUCACCUGCUCCACUAAAACACACGCGCACAGAUGCAUGAUGGGAGCUGUAGUUUUAUUUGAAAAAUAAUAAUUUCUAAAUUUUAUCACGCAUGAUGCACUUUCCUAUGUUUAUUUAUUUAUUUAUUUUUCCAGACAUGACACUUUACAUUACAUCACUUUUUUAUUAUUUAGUGUAUACAUUAAUGUAUAUAUGUAGUAUACAGGCGAUGUUCUCUGUUGUACUAAGACGACAGUAUUUCGUAUUUUCACUUAUUUUAAAUAUCGUUGCACAAGUGGAAACGUCUUUUUUUUUUACAUCGCUAAAAGCUACAAAAUUACUGAAAAAAUGUAACGAAGUUGUUAUCAUUUUUUACGUUUAAAAACUUCACGAUGUGGAGUUUGAUAUGAUUUUAAGAAAAUAAGUUCUGAUAAAGCAUAGUUCCUGUUUUUUUAAAGUGACUGCAUAAGGUGCUGACACAGGGGGGUGCUCAUGAGUCAGUACAUCAUACGACCACGCGGAAAAAAAAACCCGACAAAAAGUGUUUGAGACGGAUUAAGAAAAAUUUGUCAUAAAACUUUAACAUUUACUGUGACGGUGGCCCUACUUUUGCUUCUUUGUCAAUGUUUUUAUUUUAUUUUCGUGCUUGUUGCUGCUACUUUAGUUUUAAUGAAGGUUAACUUUUCUGAAGCGCUUUUGUUUUUUCAAAAGUUUGUAAAAAAUAAAAAAAAUUACUGCACAGAGAGAAAAAAAUGGUUGGAAACGUUAUUG